Molecule: messenger RNA, 4106 nt
Organism: Delphinapterus leucas (beluga whale)
Lineage: Eukaryota; Metazoa; Chordata; Mammalia; Artiodactyla; Monodontidae
Gene: BMP8A
Product: bone morphogenetic protein 8a
Cellular component (GO): extracellular region
Molecular function (GO): cytokine activity; growth factor activity
Source: RefSeq, a predicted model, not a curated record
GCCAUGGCCGCGCGCCCCGGGCCGCUCUGGCUGCUGGGCCUGGCGCUGUGCGCGCUGAGCGGCGGCGGCGCCUCUGGCCCGCGCCCCUCGCCCGGCUGCCCGCAACGGCGCCUGGGCCCGCGCGAGCGCCGCGAUCUGCAGCGCGAGAUCCUGGCGGUGCUCCGGCUGCCCGGGCGGCCCCGGCCCCGCGCGCCGCCCGCCGCCGCCCGGCUGCCCGCGUCCGCGCCGCUCUUCAUGCUGGACAUGUAUCGCGCCAUGGCCGGCGACGACGAGGAGGACGGCGGGACCCCCGAGCGGCGCCUGGGCCGCGCCGACCUGGUCAUGAGCUUCGUCAACAUGGCGGAGCAGGACCGCACCCUGGGCCACCAGGAGCCCCAGUGGAAGGAGUUCCGCUUUGACCUGACCCAGAUCCCGGCGGGGGAGGCCGUCACGGCCGCGGAGUUCCGGAUUUACAAGCUGCCCAGUACCCACCUGCUCAACUGGACCCUCCACGUCAGCAUGUUCGAGGUGGUCCUGGAGAAGUCCAACAGGGAGUCUGACUUGUUCUUUUUGGAUCUUCAGACGCUCCGAUCUGGGGACGAGGGCUGGCUGGUGUUGGACGUGACAGCAGCCAGUGACCGCUGGCUCUUGAACCGUAACAAGGACCUGGGACUCCGCCUCUAUGUGGAAACAGAUGAUGGGCGCAGCGUGGAUCCAGGCCUGGCCGGUCUGCUGGGGCAACAGGCACCGCGCUCCAAACAGCCUUUCGUGGUCACCUUUUUCAGGGAGAGCCCCGGCCCCGUCCGAGCCCCUCGGGCAGUGAGGCCCCUGAAGAGGAGGCUGCCGAAAAGAACCAACGAGCUGCCGCCCCCAAACAAACUGCCGGGGAUCUUCGACGACGUCCACGGCUCCCACGGCCGACAGGUGUGCCGUCGGCAUGAGCUCUAUGUCAGCUUCCAGGACCUUGGCUGGCUGGACUGGGUCAUCGCCCCCCAAGGCUACUCAGCCUAUUACUGUGAAGGGGAGUGCUCCUUCCCACUGGACUCCUGCAUGAACGCCACCAACCACGCCAUCCUGCAGUCCCUGGUGCACCUGAUGAAGGCUGACGCGGUGCCCAAGGCGUGCUGCGCGCCCACCAAACUGAGCGCUACCUCCGUGCUCUACUACGACAGCAGCAACAACGUCAUCCUGCGCAAGCACCGCAACAUGGUGGUCCGCGCCUGCGGCUGCCACUGAGGCCCCGCCCCGCCUGCUGCACCGCCCCUACCGGGUCAGGUCAGACCUCCGCAGGGGGCACCACCCAGCGUCCUCACAGCUCAGGCAGGGCGGCGGCAGCGAGGGCGCCCCUCCGCUGCCCACAUCCUGCCAGGGGCUGGUCCUCCCCAGGCCCCUCUGCCCCGCCCCCGCCCGGCGCCUGAGGCGGUGGUGGAACUCCGGCCUGGUGGUCUGCGUCCGCAGCAGGGUCCUACCCCAGCCCCUCCCCAGAGGCACGGGCUGACCGUUCUUUGGGGCUGGCAGAGAGUCCUGAGGACCUGCUCUUGUUCACUGCUGGCCCAGCUGUGGGCGGAUGUGGGACGAACUCAGAGGCACCUGCAGCCCAGGAUGGCCACCUCAGGCCCUUCACCGUCCACGACAGUGUCUGGGGAUGUGUAGACAGGUCCUGGUCCAUCUCCAGAUGCCUGCCCUUCCCAGCUGCAAAACUGGGCAUUUCUGGGCACUUCUGUUAGAGUGUGGAGUUGCCCUUGGUGGGCUAUAUUUGUGGAUCUGAAUUACCAAACCGCUGGCCACAAGGAGGCAUGUGGGUCGCCUCCAGAAAGAGCUAAAUGAACAGCAUGAGUUAGGGCCAAGGCCGAUGGCAUUCAUCUUCCCUCUCUUCCUCCCUUGACCUGCCUCUGCUGUCUGGGGAAGACGUGCAGUGCACGGACACUUUAGGGAAACAAAAAAUCCUGGGGGCUUUAUUGACCCCAUCUGUCUGUCACCAUGUUGAACCAUCGGGAGUUCAGCUCUGUGGAAAAGUUAUCUUUUUGCUGAGCCAAGUAUGGUGGAUACAUCGGGUGGCCCAGGGUGACAAUGCCCAGCACGGGUGACAUAGUUUCCCUUAACCUUCUGCACGGCAGUCAUCAAUAAUCAACCUUGAUAUUUUUUCUUUCAAAUCUGGAUAGAAUUUCAAAAUGACCAGCACAGAACUCCAGGUGGCCACCACCAACAGGUUAGAGUUGGCAUGUGGAGUGAAAACUCUCUGCCAUCUCCUGCCUCCAGUGCUCUGGGACACGGGGCAGCCUGGGGCCAGGCGUGGAGCGAGGGCAAGGCUUGUUAGCACCUGCCCGUGUCCAGAAGCUGCUGUCAGAAACAGACUGUUCAGCCAAGUCUGCGUCACCCUGUGUGCCCAGGAGCCCUGUCCUGUCUCUUGGGGCCUGUGAGCCAGAGAAAAGGCCCCGGUCCCAGGGGAGUGACAGGCAGCAAUUAAGCUGAGCUGGGUGGGGCGGUUCCCGGAAACCACUGCUCUCCUUGGAGCAGCCGCCGGCAGCUGGAGUGUUUGAUUUCUGACUUGGUAAGCCUGUAAUUUACCUGGUGGAGCAGACUGCGUCCAGCUGCCCGAACCCUGAAAUACUGUGUCAUUAAAAGCACAGCCUGGGCCCGCCCCAACCCACAGGCACAGCCCAGGAUGUGCAGCCCUGGAAUUCACUCUGCGCCCCAAGGAGGGGCUCCGGGAGCGCAGGUCUGGCAGCAGGGGUGGAGGCUGGGGCCUUGCUGCAGGACAGCAGCCCUUCCGCCUGGACCUGGGAGGGCCUCUGGGAGCCAGGGCACAGGAAUUGACCCUCCCCAUGGACACAGGAAGUUGGUGGUCUCCUCUUUAGCCUGGGGCUUUGAGCUGAGGCUGGCAGUGAGCGGACCAGGUACCAGCGCAAGUGUAAGGAGACCCGUAUUCUGGCUCCAGCUCAGCCACUGAUGUCUGGGCAAGUGCCCCCUGAUUCAGGGUUCAGUUUCCUGUCUCUGGCAUGAGGACAUACAAGGACUCUGACGUCUCCAAAGGCCAUUCCAGCCAGAGAAUCUGCCUGCCACUCUGGCCAUCUCUUCUCAGAGAGCCAAGACAUGGCCUGAGUGCCCAGCUGUCCUAGGACUUGAAACCUGCCAAAUUCAGGGCCUUAUUCAGAGCUCUCUCCUCCCAACAUCAAGGGCAGUGGAGGCUUAGAAACUUUUGACAAAUGUCAGUGUUAAGUUUCUUCAGUGCCUAAGCACAUAACCUGGCAUGGUUUGGGGCACCAGGAAAGUUUAUGAAGUGAAUGUUUUGAAGAUGUGGACUGCCCUGCCCUCAGAGGUGUAGAACAAAAGGAACAAAGGAUUGUGACACGACUCCCGUUUCAUGCAAUAAAGCCAACAGUCCAGCAGUCACGGCCUUCCUGACACUUCUGGCACCUUCAGCCAUCCAGGUGGCCACCAAAUGAAAUCAGAUAGAAGAGGCUUCAGAGAAGGGAGACAAUUAAGGACGGAAAGCCGAUGAGGUGGCAGUGGUCAGUCACUAGGCCCACCUCGUUUAUCUGGUUGCCCUUGGCAGUCUGGGUCACGUUCAAGGCUGUACAUGAGAAGCAUAAAUGAGGGUGGUCAACUCAGGCCCACUGGUGGCAAAGUAAGCACUGCCGGAAAGGGUGGGCCCAAAGGAACAGCAGCGCCUGGGGCCACGCUGUGUGGGCACACUGCUCUGUCACCUCACCCCUGGUGCGCAUCUUCAUAACCGAAGCGUGAUCCUGGCCCAGAUGCCAGCUCAUCGGGCGAAGCCCUAUUCUUGUGUAUCUCUAUGUAGGGAAGUAGGUGACAUUCUUCAAGAAAUUCCCUGUAACUUCAUAGGGAAGGAAGCUGUGACAGGAGAGGGUGAGCUUUGUAGCUCGCAGACCCGCUGGCAACAAGCCCUGGCUCUGCCUCUUGUUGAUCUGACCACCCUGCGCACCGGGAAGCCGGCUCCUCCCUCUGUAGAACGGGCUACUGGCUCUGCCCUGGCAAGGCCAGCGCGGGGAGCAGGUCUGUUCGGAGCACUCGGCACUGGGUCUGCACACCUGCGCCGAAUGAAUAGCAUUAUUAGUGGCCUUUAUUAUUUUUUUUGCGGUACGCGGGCCUCUCACUGCUGUGGC